Molecule: messenger RNA, 10562 nt
Organism: Culex pipiens pallens (northern house mosquito)
Lineage: Eukaryota; Metazoa; Arthropoda; Insecta; Diptera; Culicidae
Product: exportin-4-like
Exons: 7
Coding region: 524-3949 (1141 amino acids)
Biological process (GO): protein export from nucleus
Cellular component (GO): nuclear pore; cytoplasm
Molecular function (GO): small GTPase binding; nuclear export signal receptor activity
Source: RefSeq, a predicted model, not a curated record
CAGUUCUCAACUUUUCAGCCGUGCCAUCCCGCAGUAGAGUUUCAAUCCUUCCCGUCGUGCGAAAAUAAAAACCCGUAAAACAAUCCGGGUUGGCCCGUGCAUUCGGUGUAGUGGACACUUCCGGACGUUUCCCCCUCAUCCUGAUUUCCCCGUUUCCUUUCCGGUUGCUGGUCGUGUGCUCCCUUGAGGGAAAUUUCCUUCAGAAGAAAGUGUUGCUUAAAAAGUUGCCGAGAAGAAGAAGAAAAGUGUGCACAGAUUUUUCGCACGGUUCCGCGCGGACAUGGCCAUGACAAUUCGCCGAGGCCAUCAGGACUAGAGGGUUUGUGUGUGUUUCCCCUCCCGUGCAAAGAAAAGCGAGUUUUCUUUUUUGGGUUUGUUCGGUUUUGUUGAGUUUGUUUACUCUUGAAAAUUUGCUGUGCUGAGAAGGAAGGUUCCGAUAGGAGAAACUGAGGAGUGGCAGGGCGGAAGGAGAGCGCAGACAUUUGCACACGAUCAUCCCUGGGGACGAGGACAGAGAGCCACCAUGGACGAAUCUUUCCUGAAGGAUUUGGAGACUGCGGCCCAUUUUAUUAUGGCCCCUCCCACCGUGGUCACCAAGGAGCAGCGCCAGCAGUCCGAGGCGAUCUUCAUGAACUUCCGCAAAACCAAAUCCCCGUACGUCUUGUGCCAGACCAUCCUGGAAAAGUCCGUCGUCGACCUCGUGCUCUUUGAAGCCGCCGACGUGCUCAAAAAGGCCGUGGUCGCCGAAUGGAAGUACAUUCCGGACCAGGACAAAGCCUCGCUGCGCCAGUACCUGCUUAACUACAUCAUUCAGCGGGACAUUCCGGUGUUUAUACGGGACAAGUUGCUGCAGGUGGUGGCGAUCAUGAUCAAGCGGGCGAGCUUGGAGGAUGUGGGCGUGGAGCGCGGCCAGAUCAUCGACGAGACGAAGAAGAUGAUGACGUCGGGGGACGUGAAGCAGCAGAUCUUGAGCUGUAGCAUAAUAUUGGCGAUUUUGGAGGAGUACUGUAACAUUGUCCGGUCGGACGACACCGGGUUGACCACGUACGAGCACUUCCGGGCGAAGAAGCAGUUUGAGGAUUCGGACCUGUUGAAGGUGUUCAUCAUGACGCUGCAGUCGAUGGAGGAGCUGAUCAAGGUGUUUGACGCGGGCAACUCGAUGCACCUGUAUCUGUUCAAGCAGAUGCUGUCGGUGAUGGAGACGAUCCUGACGUGGGGCUUUCUGCUGCCCAAGUUGCAGAUCGUUCGGGUGUUGCAGCCGUCGCUCUCGAAGAAGAUCAUCGACACGUCGGAAACGGUGACGAAGGCGUUGCACGCGCCUCCGCUGCGACUGCACGCCCAGUGGAAGAACGUGAUAUUCGAGCCGAAACUGUUGGAGAUCUUUUUCUUCAUUUACUGGAAGACCCGGGACAACGAGGAUCUUCAGCCGAAGGCGUUGAUUUGCAUUCUGCAGCUGUCGACGUUGAAGGGGCCGAUCAUCACCGAUAACAAGGAGGAAAGCAUGACCUAUUUGGUGAACUACCUGACGCACUUUCUGUCGAUGUUGUCCACAAUUGAAAUCAAGGAAAAGGAAGCGUACAGCUUCUCGCUGAUCUUGCGCAAACUGCUGCAGCUGCAGCCACGGGCGGAAAUUAAAGGACUGCCGAACUCCCUGUUCAACGCGUACAUGCAGCGCACGCUCACGAUGACGCUCAAGUUUAUCGAGCUGUCCGCGAUGGAGGAAGCGCUCUCCCCGGACGAAACGGUGUACAUCGACGCGCUCGGCAACCUGCUCGAGAUUUGGCUGUACAUCGUAAACGACAAGGAAAACUACCCGGUCGAGGUGAUGGUCCCGUUCGUGACGCAAAUGUUCGAAAAGUACGUCCAGUACCACCUGGCGGCGCCCGACGGAAUGCGGGGCGUCGGUCGGGACUCCGAGCUGAUUGACGAAAUCGCCGAGUUUGAAGAGUCCGACCGGGAGCGGUUCAAAGAGCAGCUGAUUAUAAUUGGGUACUUUGGACGGGAGAUUCUGGGACAUUCGUUGCCACUGCUGUCUAAGUUGUUGGAGGAUCGUACGAGGAAUUUGGGCACGCAGCUGCACCGGUUACACUCGACCAAGACGAUGGACGAGGCGGGGUCAAAGGCGUUGGUGAAUUUGUUCGAGGAUAUUCACUGGAUUCUGCUGGUUACGGGGCACGUGUUGGCGUUGGAGGCGGACGGCGAGUCGGCGAUGAUUCCGGGGGAGAUUCUGCAAAUGUGCAGCCAGCAGAUUGCGUCGAACGUGACGGACGUGAACAAUAGCUUGAAGUUGUUGGCGUCGCCUAAUCAGGACAUUCAGGAGAUUCCAAACGCGGAGAUGAACGCGGAUCCGGUGAUUCGGUUGAUCGCGGCCGGGUUUCGGUUGUGCGAGCUGGAGAAGAGUGCGAUCGAGGUGAGGAUGUAUCAGUUUUUGAGUCCGGAGUUGAGCACCACGUUGGUUUGGUUCAUGCGAAGGUGGAGCGAUGCGUACCUGAUGCCGUUGAACGAGGAUUCCGUGAGUAGCAUUUUCAAGGAGGCGUUUGGGUCGCGAACGCCCGGUUCGGUGUGGGUCAUCAACUACCUGCUGAACAAGAUCUGCCUCAACGCACAGUUCCUGCGGGCGGAGCAGUCCGUCAUUGAAGAAACGUGUGAUCUGUUCCUGGUGUUGCUGCGACGGCGAGAUCGCUGCCAAGCGAUCUUCAACUCGGAGUACUUCCGAUCGAUCUGCGACCUGAAAAGCGUUGACCUCCCGGUGGCGAUCAAGCGAAAGCUGUUGAAAGGGUUCGUGAUGGUGGCUUCCAGCGUGGAGAGUGACGAGUUGAGGCACGAAUACCUCGGGAAGAUCCUGCAACCGAUUGAAGACAAGUACAAAAUGUUGAUCUCACAUCAGAAUUUCCAGUCCGUGUACCAGAACGAAGAGGUGCAGCUGAAGGUGAUUGAAAUUCUGGAGGAACUGAUCGGGUGUGUGCAGGGCGCGUACCAGAACUCGAUCACGAUCAUCUUCUCCAAGAUCCAGAACAUCUGCAAGGAGCUGCCCACGUUUUUGGACCUGUACCACAACUAUACGACAAUCGUCGAGCUCAUCCUGGAGCUGGUGUGCGAGAUCGUGGCCAACAUCGGCAACGCGUCCUCGGAAAAGGUCAUCCGGACGGCCGUGCACGAGUGCUGCUUCUCGGUGAUCCGCGUCUACGUCAAAAACAACUCCAACCGCGUCUCGCUCGACACGGCCAAGAACGACUCCGACCCGCUCGAUCUGAUCCUGAUCCUGAAGCUGCUCAACUAUCUCACCUCCAAGUCGCUGUUUGCGGACGACUUUGCCGGCUCCGAGGACAGCAGCGCCCAGUCGGCGGAGAUUUGCAUCUUCGGGCUGACGCACAUCGUCCCGCUCAUUACCGUCGAUCUCAUCAAGUAUCCGGACUUGUGUCUGCAGUACUACAGCACGAUCACCUCGUUUAUCGAGGAGAAGUCGCAUGUGAUUCCCAGCCUCCACCCGGACCUCCUCAAGCAACUGCUCGGCUCGAUCGAGCUCGGCCUCAGCUCGUUCACGGCGGACAUCGAGAGCAAGUGUCUCGAGUUUCUGGAGAUCUACGCCAACGGCGUCUACUUCCACCAGGAUCCGUCCGCCCCGAUGGCCCAGCUGCUGCGGCCCUUCCUCAAGCUGAUGCUGGACAUGAUAUUCGGCCAGAAGAUCGACCUCAACAACACGAUGGACUGGUACCGGACGGUGUUUGUGGUGAUCUGCUGCUUCCCCGAGCACUUUAAGGAGCUGCUGCAGCACUUUUUGAGCGAGCAGUUUGCCGACGCGGAGCAGGGCGCCGGUAAGGAUGUGGCCGCGAGCAGCGUGUCGCUGGUGAACAACAUGGAGUUUGUGAACAAUCGGCUGGUCAAGUCCAAGUUUGUCGAUCGAUUUGAUAAGUUUGUUACGUUGGUGAGCACGAUGUACAAAAAGUAAAGGGCGGUGGAGCAUGAAUGGGGAAAUUUGAGGUUCCAUUUAAAUCAUUGAAGAUGAUCUUAUCACAAAAAUUGGCUUCAGGAUAACACAAAUUUGACAGUUUGGAACUCAACGUAACAAGAAGCCUAAAAAGCAUCAAAAACGGUAAAAUCUCAUCACGAGAAAAGACAUGCAGCAUGGAAAACACCAAGUGAAAAAAAAAACUGACCUAAACUGAUUCUAGAAGGAGCAAAGCUAACUGUGCAUAACAAUCGGUCGGAAUGUGUGUGUAACGAAAGAGAACGAAAUGUAAAGUUAUUUCUUUCUUUGUAAGAAAACAAGUUUGUUAAACGACAAAAAAAAUGAGCUGUUACUUAUUUGUGUUUGUUUGUUUGUUUUGUGUCUUUUUGUGAUCGUCUCUCUUUAAAUGUUGCCUUCGUUUUUCGAGACUUUUUCUGUAUCUAAAAAAAAACACGAUUUAGGUAGAAAUUUAAGCUCUCGUGUACUGCUGACACACACACUAAAUUAAACACACACAACUAGUGGUACUGAUAUUGUAGCUAGGACGGCGCGAACUUAGGCUAGGAUUUUCGAAUGGGCAUUUUGGAAAGAAAUGUGUACACUAGAGCUUUCUGUUUUUAGAUUCUUCCAUUAUUUUUUGUCUUUCUUAAAAAGGUAAACUCACCAAACUAACCGUUCUGUACAACUAAACUACAAUCAACCAGAUUUUAACAAAACAAAAAAAAUGCACACAGUGAGUGAAACAAAACUAGACUUUUCCCCCCGUUCUUUCUUACCAAAAAGGCAACGCACUUAAAACUGUUACAAUCACUAAUUACUACUACUACUACUACCACUAAAGUGAACAAAAUAACUAUUACAUUAGCCUGUCCCAUUUUGAGGUCAUGUCGAGGAAUUUCAGGUGCUCACUUCUUGAAUGGUAGAUUACGAUGUUAGGAACAAUGUUUUCUUAGACAAGAAAAAAUAAUAAAAUACUUUCUCGCACCCCCUAGUCGAUUUACUGAAAAAAGUCACUUUUUUGAACAAAUUUUCUAAAAUCGCUUGGAAUCAAUACAAAAACUGUUUCGAUCAGGUGUGUAUUAUCUUCAAACGAUAGGUUUUUGUCCAUAGAUUAAGAUGCACUAUCAAUAUUGGACCAAAAUUUAAGUUUUUAGACUCUCCCAGGCGGAUUUGUGUCGAAAAAAUCGCAUUUUUUCGAAACUUUUUUCAGAAAUGUUCAUUUAAUUUAGGGUAGCCCAUUUUUCCCAGUAAAACCAAUACAUGCAGCUUGUAGGAAAUUUUAUGGCGAACAUUUUUCCCUCUGAGAAAAUGCAAUUUUGACACUCCAGAGCCGAGAUAUUUGAGUUUUAGUGAGGAAAAAAGUGCCAAUUUUCAAAAUUUCUCAGAAUUCAGAAGCAAGGCCUACUAAUUACACGAUGUAGCAAGCAUAUGUCUCAAAGGUCAGGGUAUGCUUUUUUAUAGUAAUUUUGGCCGCUGAAUCCGAAUCUGAAAUCAAAUUUCGUGUAAACAGUGAUGUUUUGGAGCUACACCCUUUUGGAAUGUUAUUUGCGUGUUUAAGAGGCAGUUUUUGCAAAUAUUGAUCGGUUUGUUCUAGAGGUCGUAUCGAGGUGCUCCGAUUUGGAUGAAACUUUCAGCGUUUGUUUGUCUAUACAUGAGAUGAACUCAUGCCAAAUAUGAGCCCUCUACGACAAAGGGAAGUGGGGUAAAAAACAUAAAAAAUCUUAAAAUUAAAUUGCUCGCAUUUAAGUAAAACUUCAUCAAUUCCCACUCUCUUAGAUGCAUUCGAAAGGUCUUUUGAAGCACUUCAAAAUGAGCCAUAGACAUCCAGGAUUGGUUUAACUUUUCUCAUAGCUUUUGCAAAUUACUGUUAAAUUUUUUUGCAGCAACCUCCAACACCCAUACUCUUUUAGUUCAAAAGUUAGGGAAUUUCAUGGACUAUAAGCCCACGGUAAUAACUUUUUGGCCAAUCGCAGUUUUUCUCAUAGUUUUUCGAUUUUUCUAUAACAAACAUUUUACAACGUUAGUUAUUGUCCUGUAGGCAUCCAUAGCGGCUUUUUUUAGUCCCACUUUUGUCAUAUUCGAAAUCCUCGGAAAAUUCAAACUACAAUGCCCGUUUUACCCCACUUCCCUUUGUCAUAGAGGGCUCAUAUUUGGCAUGAGUUCAUCUCAUGUAUAGACAAACAAACGCUGAAAGUUUCAUCCAAAUCGGAGCAUCUCGAUACGACCUCUAGAACAAACCGAGCAAUAUUUACUAAAACUGCCUCUUAAACACGCAAAUAACAUUCCAAAAGGGUGUAGCUCCAAAACAUCACUGUUUACACGAAAUUUGAUUUCAGAUUCGGAUUCAGCGGCCAAAAUUACUAUAAAAAAGCAUACCCUGACCUUUGAGACAUACGCUUGCUACAUCGUGUAAUUAGUAGGCCUUGCUUCUGAAUUCUGAGAAAUUUUGAAAAUUGGCACUUUUUUCCUCACUAAAACUCAAAUAUCUCGGCUCUGGAGUGUCGAAAUUGCAUUUUCUCAGAGGGAAAAAUGUUCGCCAUAAAAUUUCCUACAAGCUGCAUGUAUUGGUUUUACUGGGAAAAAUGGGCUACCCUAAAUUAAAUGAACAUUUCUGAAAAAAGUUUCGAAAAAAUGCGAUUUUUUCGACACAAAUCCGCCUGGGAGAGUCCAAAAACUUAAAUUUUGGUCCAAUAUUGAUAGUGCAUCUUAAUCUAUGGACAAAAACCUAUCGUUUGAAGAUAAUACACACCUGAUCGAAACAGUGUUUGUAUUGAUUCCAAGCGAUUUUAGAAAAUUUGUUCAAAAAAGUGACUUUUUUCAGUAAAUCGACUAGGGGGUGCGAGAAAGUAUUUUAUUAUUUUUUCUUGUCUAAGAAAACAUUGUUCCUAACAUCAUAAUCUACCAUUUAAGAAGUGAGCACCUGAAAUUCCUCGACAUGACCACAAAAUGGGACAGGCUACUAUUACAUAGCUUAAAGAAGAAGAGACAACAAAUCAAACUUUUAGAAAGCCAUCCAAUUUUAUGAUGCAGCUCGGUUGUGGAAUUACGCUCAUUCAGCAAACAUUGAUGGCCUCUUCAUCACUCUCUAUAUUUUUUUUUCUGAUUGACCUGUCAAAUUGUUUAAAAAUGAACUUAUCAAAACUAUUAGAACUUUGUCCCAAUUGAAAUAACAAGAAUUUAAGUUUAGUUAUGUGACAACUAUUACUACUACAUACAAGUAAUUUUUUUUCUUGUUUUUUGAAGGGAAACAACUGAAACGAACAUUCUCUUAGAAUAGCUAUUUGACUGGAAAGCGGUAGAAAAAAAAGUUGUUAACGAUAUUUUAUCGAUGAUAGAUAACGAUAUAAGCGAUUAUUCUAUUGGAGAUCAUUUUUGAAAUUCAUUAAAAUAAACUUAUUAAUUCUAAUAUUUCAAGUUUGGUAUGCAUUUUAUCAACAUUAUAUUUUUUAUUUAAAUGAUCUAAAAUUAUCGCAAAAAACUUAUUUUUUUAUUAUUACGCCACAUCUUGAAUGAUUUUUUUGUAAUAUUUAAGUUUUUCUGGGUCAAUUUUUAUAAUUUUGUGUGAGCAUAAUUUUUUAACUUCUCUUAUUUUAUUAAUUUGGAACAUGUCAAAUGAAGUUAUUUUGAAAUAUUUUAAAAUAAUUUGUUGGCUGUUUUCAGUGACAUUUUUGUAAUUGUUUGCUCUACAAAAUUGUAGAAAAUUGUUGCAUCUUCAAAAAAACCUUGCAAUUUUUGUUCUAAAUGAUAAAAAUAACUUUCUGGAUUUUUGCCAUUUACCAUAAAAUGACACGUUCCAUUUUUUUUUUACAUUUGAGUAACAAAAAAUGGCAGAGGUUUUAAACUUUUGAAAUAUAUGUUUUUAGGAAUUUUGAAUACACCAUGAAAUUUGGCAUCCAAUUUUACAUAAAAGUCCCAUUGAUACCAACUUUUCUAAAAUAUCACCAUUUAAAAUAUAAAUCGCGUCUUUUUUAAAAUGUCUUGAAAAUCCAUUCAAAAUUAAUUUCCAAACCAAUAAAAUUUCACUUUUAUCCAAGCUUUUAUCACUAUUUUACCAAAUUAUUCCCAAAAUAUUGUGUUGAUUGACACACAUAUUGCAAGUUAUAAAAAAAUAUUCUAUUGAAAAUACGGUAUUUAAAGGAUUUUUUUGCAAUCCCGUCGUGAAACUACUUACUUUUCCUGUCAUUCUUGAACGACGAAAUAGCCUACUUUUCUGUACCAAAAAUAACAGAAUCGAAUAGCAACACUUUUCAAAAUAAAUGCUGAAAAGUUCUACUUUUCAGCACUGAAGUGGGUGCUGAAAAGUUGAACUUUUCAGCACUUGUUUCGAAAAGUAACACUUUUCAACAUUUUUUUGAUUUAAACGAUUUAUUGACAAAAUACAUGAAAAUUCGACUUAAAAUUUCACUCAAUGGGUGUUUUUCGAAAUUGCAAAAAAUGUUGUAUGGAACUCGUUGCAAAACUUGAUUUUUUCAGCACUCGUCGUAUUUAUCCAACUCGGUGAACCUCGUUGGAUAAAUGUACGACUCGUGCUGAAAAAAUCCUCUUUUUGCAACUUGUUGCAUAAACUACUAUUAUGUAACACCAAAGACUCAUUUGGCGAAAAUCCAUUUUCAUUUCGUUUGUCACUCAUAUUAAAUUGUAAAAAAUGCAGUAUUUUGAGAGUUUUUUGAGUUAUUUCAAACAUACUAAAUUUUGCAAAAAAUGAUUAGGGGCCAUCCGUAAACUAAGUUCUUUGGAAAACCGUCAAUCGCUUCUUUACAUGUGGUUUGUGAAUGCCUUUUGUAAAUGUUUUAAAUGUUUAAGAGGAGUUUAUUUAAAUAAAUUCGUUUUUCAUUCUUGAUUUAAAUAAAUCGUCGAAAAUUUUCCUCAAUAUAGUCGAAAAUUGAUAACAAUGACGAUAGCAUUAUAUCGUUAUCUUCGGACGAUAACUUUAUCGUUUAACAACGUUGAUAGAAAACAGUAAAGCUCGGCAAAGACAAAAUUUGCUCUAUUCCAAAAUUGGCAAAAUUUCAAAACAAAAUCGUCUCUUUUUCAUGCGAAAUCAAACAAGAGGGAGAGAGAAAGAGAGAGAGAGAGCGAAACUGCUCGAAACGCGUCCUUUUCUCUCUGCUUUCCAAAACAUUUGCGUUUUGACAGCUUCGUCGCUCUCUAUCAGAAAACGUUCGCACGAAGGAGAGAACAAAGAGGACAACACAAAUGCGAUUUUGCCGGAGCGAGAGAGCUUUUUCGCUGCAGAUUUGCUAGAAUUUUGCGAUUCGGGGUAGAAUAGGCGAACAAAAAGAAGAAGCAAAAAAACAAAACUAAUUAAACCUAAACUAUACGGGGGCAAAUCGUAGAUAAAAAAAAACCAAGAUGUUUUGAGGUCGAUUUUUACACGCACUUUUUGCAUGAAUUUUUAUUCUUAGUAUCACAAUAAACACACGGAAAAAAAGAAGCGCGGCAUUGGACAAGAAAAAAAACAUAACUAUAUAUUUAUACAUGAGUAAAGGCACUUUUUGUGAAAAGAAACGUUGCCAAUAUUGGCAUCAAAGUGCGAUCGAAAGAAAGUGCGAACAAAUUGGAACUUUGUAACGAAGAUUUUUUCUUUUGUAAACGAACCUUUAUUGCCGGUAAAAUAUUAAUUUCGUACAUUUUUUGCUCGCUUCGCUGUUGAAGAAUCAAACAUGAAAUCGUGACGCUAUAUUUGUAGUGAAAUAUAUAUUAUAUAUUUAUUGUAAGAUCGACUUAAGUGUUGCUAUUUAUAGGAUCAGAUUUUUUACGCGCUUCGAUUCGUGGUUCGUUUUUUGGACACACCAUUUUACUAUACAUUUAUUGGUAGACAUCUUUCACGGAUAGUCGCGCAGCCAUUUUUCCUCUACAUUUAAAACGUCUUUUUCUUGUUAUUUAAAACCUCACAAAGUAAGCAAAACAAACUGUAAUACAUCUCAUAUAUUUGUAUAGAGCAGAACAAACUAACGCAUAUUUAUCGAAUCGUUCCCUUUUUAAUUCGUGUAAAUACCAUAAAAAAACUCUUUGAAAGCCAUACGAUAUGUGUUUUAGUUGAAUCAUGUAGUUUUAAGCUGGAAACAGAAUACCAUCCCAAGAUAAACAUAUAUAAAUUGCAUAAACAAAACUCAAAGUUGAACCCCGUUUGUUGGACACGAUUACAAAUAAAAAAUAGUUUUUGGAACGAAACAAAUUUUUUGCACCUUUCUACACAGUAAAACAAACUUGAACAAUCCCUACACAUACACAAGUACACGACGUUUCCUCUCUGUCUGAUAGCAGUAGUUUUUAAAAAUUCACAAAUUAAAAACUCAGAUCUGAGCAAAAUCGGCACACUCACACAACCACUUGGAGUAAAUAUAAGCACACAAUAUAAAAUACACACCCACACAUUUUGGAAACAAGUUACAAAUUGUAAAACAUUGGAAAAUCAUUUCUUCCCUCUCCCUAAGAAAAAAAAAACGAAAAGUACAUGAAUGAGACACAAACACACCUAUAAAGUGUAUAAAAACAGUCAUCCUCGACGUAAAGACAGCAAAAUAACACUGAAAAAAAAAAUCAAAGAUAUUAAGUUAAGAGUGGCAACUUGAGAUCGCAUUUUUUCGUGAAGAAGAAAAAAAAAAUAAAC